AUGAAUUCAUUAAUUCGAUCUGAUAUGACAUUUAAUAAUCCAAUACCUUGGAGAGCGGCUAUCGAUCGAUUGAAAUUUCAAAAGCGAUCUUGUACAACAUUCAUCCCAAAAGAAACAAAUAAAGAAUGUUGCGUUUGCAAUUAUACUCAUUCGAAAAGUGACGUCCCACAUGCAAAUGAAGUAUGGAAUUGGAAAAUGCACACAAAACAAGAAUUUACUAAUUGUUAUGGAAUAUUACCUCAAUCAACCAGUCCUUAUUUACGAUGUGAUGUUGAAACCGACCUUGAACAACUUUGUUUUGUAUUGUUGGGUGUAUGGGGUAUGGCUAUUCCUAGUCUUAUUAUGCGAAUGAUAGGCGAUAUAGAUACAACGCCAAAUAUCAAAAUAGAGAAAGAACUUUUACAAAGUAUUUCUGAUGCUGCUGUUGCAUCCGAUGCAUGGAUUAUUACAAAUGGAUACAAAGAAGAGAGUAUUUCAGAAUUAGUCGGUGAAGUAAUGUACAAUUGUCGAAUGAAUAAUUCUCAUAUAAACUUCAGCGCAAUUGCUGUUGGUAAAUGGGGCAAUAUUCAUAAUUGUCAUAAGCUUGGCGAGAGAAAUCAUAACACACCGCUAACAACACAGAAAGGUCAUGGACGAUACAAACUAGAAUUAAAUCAUACAGAAUACAUAUUUUUCGAUGAUGGUACAUGUGAUUCAUUAGAUACAGGAGAAUUUGCCUCAAACUUCGCUCGACAAAUAUCACGUGGAGCAAGACGAAGAAUACCGCUGAUUACAGUUCUCAUCGGUGGUACUCCUCAUUCACUUUCAUCGGUAUACACUGAUUUGAAAAGAUUAGUUCCAGUCGUAAUUGUUAACGGAUGUGGACCAUUGGCUGAUACAUUAUAUAAGUACCUGAAGUUAACCGAAGGUUCUUAUAAAUCAUCAAAAAGUGAUGAUCAAGAUGGAGCAUUUAAUGAAUCUGAAGAUGAUUUAGAUAUCGCAACAAUUAAUGAAACAUUUUCCGAAGGUGAUGAUGAAACUGACGUUCCAUCGACUAAGAAAACAUUAAAAGAAAUGUUGCGAUCACUUGGUAAAUUUCGUCUCGAUUUUGUUAAUGAUGUACGAAAACUUUAUAAUAUUGUACGACAGCAAAAUUAUGAAACUCAAGGUAAAAGAUUACCUAUAGGUGAACUAUUAAGUUUAGAGGAAGAAAAAGCUCUUGGAAAAUAUUUAUAUCAAAUGGCGAGUUGUUUAAAUGCUCCUUUUCGAGAUAAUAUUCAUAUUUUUAAUAUCGAUUCAUCAAAAUCACUCAAGGAAACAAUUUACUAUGCAUUUGUUAAAGCAAGAGAUAAUCUUUCACAGACGAAGAAAAAAUAUCAUAAAACUAUUGAUGAACAAUUACAUUUGGCACUUCGAUGGAGUAUUGGUGAUACAACUGAAAAUCAAUCGGCGACUACUGCAAAGAUUUGGAAUGAUACUAAUAAAAUUAAACAAAAUCGAUUGCUCUUGAUUGAUGCACUUAGCAAAAAUAUGUUAAUGUUCGUUAUGAAUUUUAUGAAACUUGACAUAGAUUUUACCGUUUUAUUUCGUCCUACUGGUACUCCAUUGACAAAAGUUGCCACUCAUUGGUCUUAUAAAUACCAUUAUUUACAAGAAUUAUAUUCAGAUACAAAGCGUAAAAAUAAUGAUCCAUUGUAUUUACUGGAUCAGAUUAGUUCGAAGCUCACUUUUACAGAAGAAAAACAUUUAGUCACUGUUUUACAAAAACUUGUAGGUGAUUUCAUGCUUCCACUGUAUGAGACUCAAUCAGAUAUUGAAUUGAUGUCAUUGGGAACAGAACGAGAUGAUGAUAAAGAGAAUACAGAUGCUGAACAUAUAUAUCGUGAUCUCUUUCUUUGGUGUAUAUUAACUUAUCGACUUGAUAUGGCUAAAAUCUUUUUAAGUCAAUUGAAAACUCGUAUUUGUUCGGCAUUGAUUGCUUCUAAAAUUCUUAAAUCAUUAGCAGCUUAUGCACCGGAUCAAGUUGCAAAAGAUACAUUGUUUGCUAAUGCGAAUGAUUUUGAAACUCAUGCUAUUGAAUUCGUACGAUGUGCUUAUAUUAAUGAUAAACAUAAAGCAUGUGAAUUGAUUAUGCGAUGUACGAAUCUCUAUGGAGGUGUUACAUGUCUUCAAAUGGCUAUUGCCGCAGAUAACAAAAGAUUUUUACAUGAAGAUGCUUGUCAAGCUUUAUUAACGAAUAUAUGGUAUGAUAAAGUUGAUCCUGUUCAAGAACGAAAACGUCUUGUUGUUAAUAUACUUACAUUUGGAAUUUCUCAAUUUUUCAUAUCGAUUUAUCUCAAGUACUUUUCCACUUAUACUAGUGUGAAGCCGGAAAGUCAUAUCAUCAAACACGAACGUCCAAAACGACAAUUGAAAAAAAAUGGUAUCGAUUACACUGAUGAUUAUGGUGCUUAUGGAACGAUAUUUCAGCAUUUUUUCCAUUUUCACAAUCGACCCAUUGUUAAAUAUUGCUAUACCUGUUUUGGUUAUGUUCUCUUUCUACUUUUCUUCAGUUAUUAUAUGCUUUUUGCAUUCUUUCCAUUGUCAAAAGAGAAUCCCAGUAUUCAUUGGACUGAAAUAUUAACUAUCAUUACCGUAACUACCAUGCUCUUUGAAGAAAUUCGACAGUUAUUGGCUCAAGAUAAUCGAUCGUUAAUUGGCAAGAUUCGAUCAUAUUUUGAUAUAAACAAUCGAAUAUCGAAUUUAUUUCUGGUUCUGCCAGCAUAUCUUCUAUUCUAUAUUGGACUCGCUCUUCGUUUUACACAAAAAGAUACUCAGGGUUUUCUAUCUGCACGAAUAGUGAUGGCUUUAGAUUUAGAAUUAUCGUUUAUUCGUUCGGUUUUAUUCAUUGGUAUUGCUUCUGAUCUUGGUCCUAAAAUUGUGAUGAUUCGAAAAAUGACCAAUGAUCUUAUUUUAUUCAUUAUCGUCAUCGUUAUAUUUAUUUUUGGCUAUGGAGUUUCAUCAAGAUCCAUGACAGCUUAUGGCACUAUUGAUUUCAAAGGUCGAAAUAUUUUUCGUGAUAUAGUUUAUCCUGUUUAUUAUUUUGUUCAUGGUAGCUUCGAUAAUGAACGUACACAGUUGGAAGCUACACCGGAUUCUGGUACGACUAUAGUCACACAAGUCAUAUUUGCUUUUCAUAUGCUUUUUGUUAAUAUACUAUUGAUUAACUUACUGAUUGCUUUAUUCAGUUUUACAAUAAAUGAUAUUCAAACACAAGCACGUUAUGUCUGGGCGUACGAUCGCUGUGACAUCAUUCGUACUUAUCACGCGCGACCAGCGUUGUUUCCUCCAUUCACAUUUCUCAUUUCAAUUAUACAAUGUUGUCGAUGGUGCUGGAGAAAAUUACACACAAAUCGUUAUGCAAAUAAAAUAUUUCGUGAAGAACAAUCUCAAUGUUUCAAAAUGAUUCCAAUUAAUGAUGAUGUUGAUCAUGCAUGGUCAGAAUUUGAACGAUAUUCAACCAAUGGUUACAUUCGACAGUUGCUCGAUGAUCAAGCUACUGCACUUGUCAAGGGAACGACGACAGAUGUUACGUCUGACUCUACAUCAAACAAUGCUGAUGAAUUAAAGCGUAUCAAAAGUCUCGUAAUUGAUAUUCAAAAAGAUUUAGAAGACUCACAAACAGAGAAUAAUGAUAAAUUGGAGUCAAUGAAAUCUACUAUCACUGAUCUUCAAACACGAUUUGUUCAAAUGGAAAUUCGUUGUGAUCGAUGGAUUACAGAUAUGAAAGAAAUAACAACAUCAAUGAAUUGGAUGAUGAUGGCAAUGGCAAAUGCAAAAAUGGGUGAAUCAGAGCCUCCACUCAUUAGAGACACAUCAAGAACCAGUUCAAUCAGUCAAAAGCAACCGGGUGAUACUAUUUAUAAUCGAUCUAAUCAGCAAUUGAAUAAAGAAUACGCAACAGCAGGACAACCAUUGUUACAACAAGAGCAAUUAGUAACACCUGAAGUUCGUAUUGAAAUGGCUCUUCGAACAAACAAUAAUAAUGAUAUUUAG
This is a messenger RNA of Adineta steineri, 4014 nucleotides long. The record is from the annotation of a GenBank genome assembly. Lineage: Eukaryota; Metazoa; Rotifera; Eurotatoria; Adinetida; Adinetidae.